Eremomyces bilateralis CBS 781.70 is the source of this 513-nucleotide messenger RNA. RefSeq lists its product as uncharacterized. Bases 20 to 481 code for a protein of 153 amino acids. The record is from RefSeq and is a predicted model, not a curated record. NCBI's taxonomy places the organism in Eukaryota, Fungi, Ascomycota, Dothideomycetes, Eremomycetales, Eremomycetaceae. The transcript has 2 exons.
CACGCACGCUCAUUGGUCGAUGCCCAUUAUCCGAAGAUUUCCCGCCUACUCUGCCUGGUCCGCCUGCUUCGACCUCACAUAUAAAACGCGCAUCCCAUCAUUCCUUCUUCUGCCGUUUUAUUUCAUCACUCUGUCUUCUCCUUCAUCUCCCUCCCCCUCCUUCACGAAAACCCCCAACUACUGCGGCGAUCGAGAAUCCAUGACCGCUCUUCAUCCCUCGCUUGCUCUCUGCUCCCGGUGUCUCUGGUUUCGCUGCAUUCACUUGCCGCCGCGCUCCCUCCUGUUCGCCGUCCCAAGUAUGACACACUGUCCACACGGCGCUGCGGUCUCUUCUGCUGGCCAUUUCAUUCUCGAGGAGCUCCUCUGCCUGGAUUCCCAGGCAUGCCUCCCGUUUCCCUGGACCGUUUCCCUCCCUCUCGAGAAUCCCUGUAUCAUUUCGUCGCUUUGCUGCCUACGUGGCAUUGCCGGACUCGUGGGCUAAGCCGGUCUAGAAGCGGGGUAGGAAAAGCAAGG